Messenger RNA from Porites evermanni, 1158 nucleotides. NCBI's taxonomy places the organism in Eukaryota, Metazoa, Cnidaria, Anthozoa, Scleractinia, Poritidae. The record is from the annotation of a GenBank genome assembly.
AUGCGCAAGUCAGAUGGAACUUUACAUUUCUUUAUCAAUGGUAUAAAUGUUGGCAAAAAGAUAAAUAACGUCCCUAUUCUGCUUUAUGGUGUAGUCGAUGUAUUCGGCCGAGCUGGAGGAGUCACUAUAACUGGUAUGUUUGAAUACAAUAUGUUUUCUUAACCGCUGUUGACUCUACUAAUCCAGCUUUAUUUCGCUAACAAGUUUCAUUCAUUUCGCACAACGUUGCAAGCCACCCACAUCCUGUUAUAUAGGGUCAACUGAUAGAACUGUCCAAUCGCUUCAGUUAUAUGUUGAGGUUUGACCUACACCCAAGUCUGCAUCUGGGACCCGUGAAAAGUAGCCGCCACACUAUAUAACUUAGCAUAAAGAUAAGAGAAGAAAAGAUGGAAGGAAAGAUACGGAAGGAGGAAGGGAUGGAGAAUAGAUGGGAAGGGAGGAGGGAGGUAGGUAGGAAGGCGGGGAGAGAGGCAGGGAGGGAUGGGCGAACAACGUAGCAGACAGACCCAAAAAGGAGUACGUUCUUGGCUACCGCAACUGAUCAGUUUAUUUUUGUUUUUGCUGUUACCCUUUCAAGAUUAGGUUAAAUAUGUGAUUUAAAGGCACAUUAUAGCAAGAUUAGACCACUCAAACGGGGCCUCAGUUCCUUGGUCGUCUCUUAGUUCUCUAGUUAUUUGCUAUCCAUCAUAUUAGGUACUGUUUUCUCACCUCAGCUUCUUUUCAUUUUCAGGCGGUGGAGAAAAACAGAAUAACUCUAAAGACCUAACGGAUACCGCUUUUGUCAUCAAUCGCAUGUCCACUGCGGUCAAUUUCCUAAAGGAAAGACGAUACCGUGACAGUUAUUUGUUGGUAGUUGGUGAACUUGCCAAGUAUAUUUUACAACCGUACGAAGAAACACAAAACCAAGAGCUCCGACAAAAGUACGGUGACCACUUGUCCAACGGGAAUGCUCUAUAUUUUCUCGCAACCUUCCUUUCUCGUCUGUUGAGUGAAGACAUUGCGUCUCGGGGCUGCUGGCUUGGGAUCUGCGUUGUUCUCAGUAUAUUUCGGUACUUUUCAGCUGCUACUUCAAAGCAGGCAAGGCGAAGCUUCUUGGAUGUAUUAGGAAAGGGUCUGGACGGAAAUUCCAUUAAGUGUUCCACAAAUCAGGGACGGUAG